UUGUGCGCGUCUCCGCCUCCGCGCUCCACAGACUCACUGCCGACAGCAGCCGAGCGCACAGGCCGCCGUGAAACCUCCCGAGGCCGGAUGGUAAAAUCCAACCUCCAGCGCAUCCUAAACAGUCAUUGCUUUGCCCGCGAAAAAGAAGGAAAGAAACAGUGCGAGAGCAGCAUCAUGGAGGCGCUCAGUUCCAGUAUUACCGACAGGAUGGCGAGUCUGACUGUAUGUUGUAGUAGUACCACUGGUCCAGGGCCUCUGUGGUGCUCCUGAUGCCCCUCACCCACCUCUGAAGAUCCCAGGUGGGCGAGGGAACGGAGCACGGGAUCACCCAUCCACAACACAGACGCUGUACUCCGACAGGAAGUUGACUGUGACAGAAGAGCCUGCUGGUCCCGGUCGUCCGCAGAUCCUGCAUUUCCAGAGUCGUCCCGCAGCGGCGCGGCUUAUCCAGUGGGAGGCAGUGCUGAGAGGAGAUGGCCUGUUUGUGGAGAUUCCCUGCGAACCCUUUCCAGACGGCAGCAAGGAGAGCUUCAUCUCUCUGCUGGAGUUUGCUGAAGAGCAUCUGAAGGUGGUCAGUGUGUUUGUCUGCUUCUACAAGAACAGGGAGGAUCGUGUAAAACUGGUGCGGACGUUCAGCUUUCUGGGCUUUGAGAUGGUGAAACCGGGUCAUGCUCUGGUCCCUGCUCGACCUGACGUCCUCUUCAUGGCCUACAACUUUGACAGGGAUUCCUCGGAUGAAGAUUAGUUUCCACAAGACGCUUGUUUGCAUCAUAAUCAUCGUUAUUAUUGAUUAUUAUUAUUAUAGAUCUCGCUGACAGACUCCCUCUGUAGACGGAGACUGUGAGCGAGUAUAAGUGUGUGUGUGUGUGUGUGUGUGUGUGUGUUGUUGAAAUGUUCACACACAGGUCAUUGCUCUGCAUUGUUUGGGUACGGAAGCUCCUCAGUUGAUGAUUGUUGUUAUUAUGGUCUGUUUCUUCAUCGUUAUGGUCAGUUUGUGUUUAGUUUUACCUCAGAAUCUGCUUUCUAGUUUUAUUGAGCGUCACUGUUGGAGUUAAUCAGAGGAACACCACAUUGAUUUGAUUGGUCCGUUGAUUGAUUGAUUUGUUCGGUCAGUUGAUUGGACACUUAAUUGAUUGGUCAGUCGAUUGAUUGAUUUAUUUUACAGAUUCAUUGAUUGAUUGGUCGGUCAGUCAAUUGACUUAAGUUGAUUGAAUGAUCGAUCCAUCAAUUGAUUGCUUGAUUUGAUAUUGGUCUGUCGAUUGACUGAUUUGGUUUUUCUAUUGAUCAAUUGGUUGAUUGAUUUGGUCAGUCGAAUGAUUGAAUGUUCGGUCUAUUGACUAUUUGAUUGAUUGGUCAGUUGAUUGAUUGAUUGACUGAUCGGUCAGUCAGUUGGUAAAUUGACUGGUUGAUUGAUUGAUUGAUUGACUGGUCAGUUUAUUGACUGGUCUCAGUCGAUUGAUUGGUUGAUUGAUUGAUUGGUCAGUCGAUUGAUUGACUGGUUGUUCAGUUGAUUGGUUGAUCGAUCGAUUAGUUGAUUGAUUGAUUAAUUGACUGGUCAGUCAAUUGUUUGAUUGAUUGGUUGGUCAGUCUAUUGGUUGAUUGACUGGUCCGUCAAUUGAUUGGUUGAUCGUUUGGUCAGUCGAUUGAUUGAUUGGUUGAUCAAUUGGUUAGUCGAUUGAUUGAUUGACUGGUCGGUUGAUUGAUUGAUUGAUUGACAGGUCGGUCGAUUGACUGGUCUGUCAGUCUAUUGGUUGAUUGAUUUGGUCUGUCGAUCGAUUGGUCAGUCGAUUGAUUGGUCGGUGAGUCAAUUGAUUGAUUGGUCAGUCGAUUGAUUGAUUUGAUUGGUCGGUUGAUUGAUUUUGGUCGGUCGAUUGAUUCUCAGAUUGUGAUUUCCUGGUACACACCCCUGAAGGGAAGCUAAAUGAACACACCCAAAGCUCUUCUGCGUCUCUGUGCUGUUAUUUUGUAUAUCAGAAUGGAUUCAGACUUCUGUUGUGUUUGUGCUGUUACUGCGUUCACUCCCUCUCCAUCUUUUAUUUUGGACACAUUUAUCCUCUAUAGUGGUACACCUUUGCUUCUGUCAUAAUAAAACCAUUAUUUAAAGACACA
Molecule: messenger RNA, 2109 nt
Organism: Danio rerio (zebrafish)
Lineage: Eukaryota; Metazoa; Chordata; Actinopteri; Cypriniformes; Danionidae
Gene: oaz1b
Product: ornithine decarboxylase antizyme 1b
Molecular function (GO): ornithine decarboxylase inhibitor activity
Source: RefSeq, marked reviewed